Molecule: messenger RNA, 2454 nt
Organism: Boleophthalmus pectinirostris (great blue-spotted mudskipper)
Lineage: Eukaryota; Metazoa; Chordata; Actinopteri; Gobiiformes; Gobiidae
Product: protocadherin alpha-C2-like
Exons: 2
Coding region: 1-2454 (817 amino acids)
Biological process (GO): homophilic cell-cell adhesion
Cellular component (GO): plasma membrane
Molecular function (GO): calcium ion binding
Source: RefSeq, a predicted model, not a curated record
AUGGCGCUUCUGCAUGCACCUUUACGCACACGUUGGAUGGUAACGGCUUUCACGCUUAUUGCACUAUGGGGCUGUGCGCUCUCCAUCACUCGCUACUCCAUACCGGAGGAAAUGGAAGAGGGAUCCUUUGUUGCUAAUCUGGCCACGGAUCUGGGUUUGGACGUCCGCACACUGACGCAACGUGAAGCGAAGCUCGAUUUUGUGAACAGUAAGAAUUACCUUGACAUCAAAAGAGACACGGGUGAGUUGAUUAUACGUGAGAAAAUAGACCGGGAAAACAUCUGCACCUCUAAAACCACGUCUUGUUUCUUAAAAAUGGAUGUCAUUCUCGAGAAUCCCAUUCGUAUUUUUAACAUUGAGCUAGAGAUAAUGGACAUUAAUGACAAUGAGCCUGUGUUUCGUAGAAAGACAAUGAAUUUGGACAUUUCGGAAGCCACCCCUCCCGGGGAGAGAUUUUCAUUGACAAAUGCUGUAGAUGCAGAUGUGGGCGCCAAUUCAGUCAAGACCUACCAUCUGAGUGAGAGCAAAUUCUUUAACAUUGACAUCCAAACUGGCAGUGAUGGCUCUAAAUAUGUAGAUCUGGUGCUAAAUGGGAAUCUAGACAGAGAGGAGCAGGGAGCUCAUAAUCUGAUUUUGACGGCAGUAGAUGGAGGGGUGCCUCCCCGCUCCGGUACAGCGAGCAUCAUUAUCAAUGUCCUGGAUAUCAACGACAACGCCCCCCUCUUCAGUCAGCCGGUAUAUACAGUCAAUGUCUCCGAGAACUCUGCUGCAGGCACUGUGGUCAUGGUGUUAAAUGCGACAGACUUGGACCAAGGCACGAACGCAGAGCUGCUAUACUCGUACACACUGUACACUUCGGAGAAAACCCAGGAGAUCUUUACGCUCGAUCAGCACACGGGCGAGAUCAAGGUGAAAGGCGUCAUAGACUAUGAGGAGAGUCAAAGUUUUGAGAUGCACAUCCAAGCGCAGGACCGGGGCACCAACCCGCUGUCAGGACACUGCAAAGUCACGGUCUAUGUCAAAGACCUCAAUGACAACUAUCCUGAAGUCACCAUCAAGUCUGUGAAAAACGCUGUCAGUGAAGACACCCCCAUUGGCACGCUUAUUGCAGUCGUAACAGUGAGAGACCAGGACUCAGGAGACAAUGGUGUGGUCGAACUCACUUUGAGCCAACAAGCAACACUACCUUUACUCCUAAACAAAACUUCUGAGGGCUUUUAUGAGCUAAUAGUUUCAAAACCAUUGGACAGAGAAAUGAUAAGCAAAUAUGAACUAAUUCUAAUGGUCACAGACAAAGGCAACCCACCCCUAUCUGAAAAUGAAACAAUAAUUUUAGACAUUCUAGACAUCAAUGAUAACGCACCCACAUUCCCUCAGCCUUUUUACACCAUCCAUGUUGUGGAGAAUAAUGUACCAGGGGCUUUAUUGACAUCUCUCAGCGCUCAUGACCCAGAUCUGAAUGAAAACCAAUAUUUAGUCUACUUCAUAAUGGAAAAAGAGAUUGUUAACACAUCCAUGUCCAUGCUGUUUUCCAUCAAUCCAGAAAACGGAGAUCUUUACGCAUUAAAGACAUUCGACUAUGAAAGAGAAAGGGACUUCUUAUUCCACAUCGAGGCAAGAGAUUCUGGUGUUCCUCCACUUAGUAGUAACGUGACAGUCCAUAUUAUCAUACAAGAUCAAAAUGACAACACUCCCAUUAUAGUGUCACCAUGGAGAGCUCAAGGAUCUAUCGUGGAAGAAGUAAUACCUCGAUCUACAGAUAAGGGGCAUCUAGUGGCUAAAGUUAUCGCCAUUGAUGCUGAUUCAGAGCAGAAUUCAAGAGUGACAUACCAACUCUUACAAAUCACAGAUGCCUCUUUAUUCAGCUUGGACCAGUACAAUGGAGAGAUCCGAACAACAAGGAUGUUCAGUUAUAGAGAUCCAAGGCAACAAAGAUUAGUCAUUGUUGCCAAGGAUAACGGUGAUCCCGCUUUGUCAGCUACAGUGACCAUCAAGAUCUCAACUGUAGAAAAUGUGAUGUCGUUUUCAGAAACCACUGAGCUGCCAAUUGAAUAUGACAUGUUCACAGACUUGAACUUGUACUUGGUGAUCGGACUAGGAGCUGUGUCAUUCUUGCUGUUGAUCACCAUCCUGGUUAUAAUUGUCUUGAAGUGUCAGAAACCAAAGCCCAAAGCUAUCAAGAUCCCACCAAAUGCUAACAGAAACAGUGUGAUUAGCAGAAAUAGCGUCAUCAGUCAGAGAAGUUCUACCAUCGCAGAUUCGACCCUGAUCUCCAGUGAUGCCUACUGGUACAGCCUGUUCCUGGCUGAGACGAGGAAGGGGAAAGUGGUGGUGAGGCAGCCCAUCAUCCCCAAAGGAGGCUAUUUUGUGUCCAGUAUACCCCGGAGCAUAGGCCCCAGUGAGACGGACUCCAGAGCAUCCACACUGGAGGGCCCCAGAAGAGAACUGCCAUGA